GUGGCACAAACAAUCACGCGUUGACAAGCCAACCAAUCUGAGCCAAUCAAGUCAAUCAAUUUAAUUCGUGAAAACAAUAACUAAUGUUGAUACAGGAUUUAACCAGAUGUAACAUUUUAGAUAUUUCAUUCUGAUAGGAAAGAGCCUAAGUAUUAAUUUUUAAAGUAUUCUUAUUAAAUAAAUCUAAUAAUUGACUGGAUCUGAAAUUCUAAAUGGUGGACGGUGAUUGGAUGUGCUGAUUUCAUGAUAUUUGAAAUGUCGAGUGUUGGAGUAAACAUGUGCCGUUAUACCACUAAGUUUUCAGUUACCGGUAACACCUAUUGGAGCUUAAAGUGUGUUUCAUGUUUAACGACACAGCAGAAUUUAUAGCUUAUAAACUUAGCACUACUUUGAAGAACCGUCAGUUGCCUCUCAAAAAGUUAACUAAUAAAUAAGUAGUAGGGCAUAUACGCAAUAUAAUAAAUGUUUAAAAUGUGAUAGAGGGAGAUGUUGGGUUUGAGGGCACCAUGAUAACGCUAAUUGGUUGCAUGAAGGGUAAAAGCUCCAGCUCCGUUCGGAUGUAUCAGCAGUGGCGUAGCGAGGGUGUUUGGCGCCCGGGGACAAGAUUCGCGCCCGGGGACAAGAUCCAUUUUUAGCGCCCCUUUUUCUUUUUUUUUUCAACUCUCAUACCCAUUAUUUUCAUCAAUAAAAUAAUAUCAAAGCACAUUUUUGCGCCCCUAACUAGCUGGCGCCCGGGGACAUCUGUCCCCCCCUGCCACCACCACGCUACGCCUCUGUGUAUCAGUGCCUGUUUAAUUACUCUAACAAUACUGGACUGGCCGUGCAGCUGUGACAAAUAUGGAACUACAGAUUGGCCAUCUUUUUAACAAAACGGGGCCAUAUUUCCUAAUGGAACACGAAUAAACUUAGCUAGUUAUCAUAUUUUACCUGUUAGACGUUAUCUCACUUUAAAUUUUAAAAAAAAAUAAUUAUGCUCAGCUAAUAAAUAACAGAUAACAAUUGAUAAUUAAUUACUAAAAAUAAAUAUUUAUUCAGUUAUUUUGAGUUGUUGAGUUCUAGAUUCCUAGAAUAUUAUUAUGCUAUGUAUUAAAUAUAACUAGCUUACUCCUGGCGUUUAUAAAGACUGCCAAGUUUCAAGGCUGUAUUACGCACAAUGUGGCUAUGCACGAAUGAAUAAUUAUUGUUCGCAUGUUUUAUCAAAUUUUCAGCCUCACCCACCAUUGCUCUGUAUAACAUAUUAUAACUGGGGUGGCCAAAUGGUCUAAACUGAGCAAACCUCAAGUUGGUGGUCUGGUGUUCAAGUCCAGCCAAAAGGCCAGUCAAGCAAAACCAUCACCCCGGGUGGAUGAGGCUUGUUAACCUUGGUCGGCAACUCAUCUAAAGAGAAGGAAACUUUGAAUUCAAACCUGGAGUUGGAGUCCUGUAAGGCGCAAACAAUGAAAAUUCCUGCAACCGAACCCAUCCCUGGUCGUCUUGACGUAGAGUCUUGCCACUGGAUAUGGUGAGCCUGGGCGAGAGAGUGAGGUUGACGCCUCGCAACUCUUCUUCACUUUAAACAAAGUCACCCGCGCAAGUCACCAGUUACCAGACGACUCGAUGGUCCUCGUCGAUCCUCGACGGACGAACAAUAAACAUUUUAUAAAGGAUUGAUACGAAAAACUCUGUUUUUAGGUUUGUUAAAUUUUUAAAUUUAAAAACAUCAAAAACCGGUUGGCAUCUUGAUGGCAGAGUGGUGAAAAAUGUAUCUUAUCCAAACAUUGAUUGGAGCUCAAUCACCAGCUAAUCCUAUUUUUAAAUAAAUAAAUAAUAUAUAUAUAUUUAUUAUAUUUAUGUUUGUUCCCUUUCCCAAAUUAAUUUGGUCACUCAAAACUCGGCCCAGGGGUGAUGAGAUUUUAUUCUCAUAUUGGAGGCCCUUGAUGGAAAGUUAUGUUAAUUCCGUAGCCUAUUGCUCCGAGUAUAGGCCAUAAUUUUCCCCCAUAAUGUAAAUCUUUAAAUAGGAACGUUACCAACAAAAAAUAAAAUAAUAAUUAAAUAGAAAUAAUAAUAAUAAUAAUUAGUGGUCUUAUAUAGCGCGUUACACCAGCCUAGGGCUGGGCUCACCGUGCUGUAAAUAAAAAUAUUAUCAAAAGAGACAUAAUCACGACAUUAAAAUUAAAUACAUUUAUGCUUUGCUACCCCAUUAAAUCCAUGCUAUGAACAUAGUUCAUCCUCUUACUUUCUACACAUAAACCUCUUGGGAUUUUUUGUUCAAAUCUGUAUAUUAAAUAUAUUUACAUUUUAUCAUGUUAGCAAAAUAAAUUUCAUUGUCAUUCAUUCGCAAUCUAGAUUUGACAGAAAUGAACGCCGAAGAAUGGGAAAAGUUGACAAGAAACAUGGGAGAACUGUUAGAAGUGUAUCCUUCUCCUGUUAUAAAUUAUUUGUAUUCGGUAAGUUUUGGUGUUGGCUUAUGGCUACAUGGUUUGUCAUUUACAGGCGGAAAUCUAUUAAUAGAACAUUCGGGCGUACAAUUUGGCCAAUCGAAUUAAGGUAUUAAUAAAAACAUCCCGGUACUCCGUUUGGCCAAUCUCUCUACAGCUUUUUGAUACUGAUACGUUGAUGUGAGUCUUAACCAGGACGAAAACAUGUUUACAACUUUAUUUUACGAAAGAUUUUAUAAAUUGUUACUUAAAUAUUAUAUAUAUAUAUAUAUAUAUAUAUAUAUAUAUAUAUAAAGUAUUUAAGUAACAAUUUGUGUAUAUAUAUAGAUAAGAUAAGAUUCUUUUAUUGAUCCAAAUAAAUGGAAAUGUUUUUUGAUUGCAUUAUACAUUUUCAGCUCAAAAAUAUAACAAUUUGAACACAAGACAUUUAUAAUAAAUUAUUUCAAACAGCUAUUCAGUGAGUUCUCUUAGCAAAAUCGGGGAAUUAUUAGCUCUCAUUCAGAUGUGUGACUUCAGAGGAAGCAUGCCGGUAAAUUCGUACAUAUUGGGGAACAAAAGAAUGUUUAUAUCUGUCGGUCCUCGUCUUGAUUUAAAAGAAUUCGUCCCGAACGGCCCGAUCCUAAGUAUCUGUGAUGAAGAGGGUGGGAUGUAUCAUCCAAAAUGUGUUUAGUUUUGCAAAAACAUCUUUCUUCAAAUAGUUCUUCAAGUAAAGGAUGUUUAGUUUGUGUUAUGUUCCUAGCUUUCUUGAUUAGUCGGUUUAUGCNGAGGCUUCCAAUAGUUGCACUGUAGAAUAAGUUAACGACUUGCUUGUUUACACCGAAAUUGUACAGUUUUUUUUGAGGUAGAACAAUGUUUGGUUGAAUUUCUUAUACAGCAUUUGGCCGUGCUCAUGCCAUGUUAGCUUAUUAUUAAUGAUGACACCUAAGUAUAUAUAUAUAUAUAUAUAUAUAUAUAUAUAUAUAUAUAUAUAUGGCAUCCUUCCGUCUUCGUGAGACGAUGGAGUAGCUAUGUAGUCCUACACUUUGACGAGUGGCUCACUAGGCCAAUCCUAGAAUGACAAUUACGGCCGCAUCUCUUGCAGGAGAAUAUUGAUUUCAGGUAAAAUCUUGAUUUCCGAAUGGUUCUUUUUGUUUCAAGGGCCUCGUUUCAAGUAUCUUCUGCCUUUUUUUACUCCACUGCUAUUCGCCAGUUGGAGCGUUGUUCGGCAAUGAACUCCCAUUCGUUUUUUUCAAUAUUGGCUUCCCUCGUGCUUCUUUUGCAAAGGUCAAUAAAUCUCAGGCGUGGUCGUCCAAUGUGUCUUGUCCCAUCUGCCAACUCUCCAUACAGCAGCAUCUUUGGGAUACGCCCUUUGUUACGACCUUGUUAUACUUGAAGUGUUACGGCUCUCUUGCGUUGUCUAAGGUGUACGAAUCUCUCAAAUAGAACACAAGGUCCAGUGUAACAAUAUAUAAUAUUUAUUAGGUUUUUUACAAAACAGGAUACACAUCAGUCCGACUAGCAACUAUCCACUCGCUCCUAUCGCUACAAACUAACUCUUAACUGACAACUCUAACGACUAACAAUUCUCUCGUCUCUGACCUCUGUCUUCUCUCUCUCUCUCUGUCUGUCUCUGUGUCUAGCUAACACAAAUCCCUUUUAUAAUACCACAAAACAACUCAGCCUAGGCAAACGUGCCCCACCACGGACUAACUUCACGCACUGACCUCACGAUCAACAACUCACAAAACACUCACGAUUCACGACUCCCCCUACCCAACAUUCACGACAAACUAGCUCACAACACCCUUCCUCCAUUCUCCUUACAUGGCCUAACCAGCAAAGGCGCCACUUGAUAAGAAAGGAGAAUAUGCUAAACAUGUGUGCACGUUCCAAAACCUCCACGUUAGGCACCUUGUCCUGCAAUCGAAUGCGUAAAAUACGACACAGACAUCUUUGAUGGAAGCUGUUGAGUUUCCGCUCCUGACUGGUAUAUGUGGUCCACACUUCGCUACCAUAUAGGAGCGUGCUAAGCACACAUGCCUGAUAGACACUUAUUUUUGUUUUAUCAGUUAGAUUGAGAUCAUUCCACACCCGCUUAUUCAGCUUAGCCAUAGUUGCUGCUGCUUUUGCGAUCUCUUCAUCAACGGAGAGAGACCUAGAAAUAUUGGAUCCAAGGUAUGUGAAAUGAUCAACAACUGAAAGAUUAUGACCCUCAAUAGAUAUGAUUGGAGGGGACGGUGCUUCUUGCAUCCUUACAUGAGUUUUCUGUAGACUAAUCGAAAGUCCAAACUCUUUACAAGCGUGUGAUAGACGAUUAAUCAGCCCCUGCAGACCUUCUUCUCUGUGAGAUGUUAAGGCGGACAGCAGUUAAUAAAUCAGCACCUUUUUUACUUUGGUCUUUGCACGAAGUCGGGAGAUAUUGAACAGCCUACCAUCAAAUCUGGUAUGGACGUACGCUCCAUCUUCAUGGUCCCUGAAGGCAAAUUGAAGGAGGAUCGAAAAGAAAAUGGAAAAGAGCGUCGGUGCCAGUACAUACCCUGUUUUACUCCGCUGCUAACUGGGAAUGACUCAGAGACAGUGCCAAUGAAAGUGCAUGUGCAUGCUGUGCAUGUUUUUGUGAAAUGACUGUAUGAUUGUGAGCAGUCGUGGGGGACAACCUAUUCUUUGCAGGAUACUGAAAAGGCCUCUUCGACUUACCAAGUCAAAUGCCUUGGUCAGGUCUAUGAAGGCAAUAUAAAGAGGCAUAUGCUGUUCAUAACAUUUCUCAUGCAUUUGGCGUAGCGAAAAUAUCAUGUCUAUUGUUGAGCGCCCAUUCCGGAAGCCACGCUGGGACUCUGGGUAGAUGCGUUCGCCAGACUCUUCAAUCGUUUAAGGGCAACACGGGCAAAAGUCUUUCCAACAAAGCCAAGGAGAGAAAUACCUCGGUAACUAUUGCAAUCACUUCAGUCCCCUUUAUUUGUAUACAAUUUGCGAUGUUGGUGUCUCUCAUGUCCUGGGGAAUGUGACCUGUUUCCCAACACAGACAGAGGAGCUCAUGUAAGGGCUGAAGUAGGAUAGGUUUUCCAUUUUUGAGGAUUUCCGCUGAGAUGCCGUCGAUCCCUGGAGCCUUCCCAUCCGCAAGGUAAUCAAUAGGUCUUUCAAGCUCCUGUAAAGUUGGCUCUUCAUCCAGUUGAUUCAUUACUGACAAGACGGGAAUAUUAUGCAGAGCGGCCUCAUUGACUACAUUCAUUGUUGAGUAUAGUUCAAGAUACUGCUCUACCCAACGCCGGAGUUGAUAAUUUGGGUUCUGGAUAAUUUGACCCGUCUUGGACUGGAGUGGUGCUAUUUUGAAGUGUGUGGACCAAAUGCCCUCGUGAUGCCCUCGUACAUGCUCCUUGCAUCUCCGUUGUCGGAAGCCGAUUGUAUAAAGUUGCAAAGGUCUAGCCAGUAAAUGUUGGCACAGUGGCGGGCCGUCUGCUGUGAUAAUUUUUUUUGCGGAAAUACAUUGGUAGAAGCUUUCUUUUACGAAAACAUUGGCUAAAAAGAUUGUAAAAUUACGUAAAGCGAUGUGACGUUUUCCGAUCUUAGAAAUGACAAACCCUUUUGACGAAUGACACGGGGCCUUGAAAUUAUUAAAAUGUUUAUUAAUACACUUUGGCUUUAAAGAGAGAAAACAUUUAAGUGAGAAACGUUAAUGAAUUCAAGUCCUUUUUUUAAACAAAUGCCCUCAUAUUGUAACUUCCUCGUUCGAUAUUACGAGUUUUUCUGCUUCAUCCGUAAACACUGAACUUUACUUAUCUUUCAAUAUACCAUUUUUCAGGAGAGCGUGAUUACUUCAAGUGACAUGAAGUUAAUAAAAAGUACAAAACAUGAAGAGAAGCGAAUGAAAAAUGUCCUUAAGAUACUUAAAGAGAAACCCGUAAAACUAAAAGCUUUCAGGUAAGUAAAUUUACGAGGGAUUACAAAAAUAAUAAAUGUUUCGUUCUUGCGUCAUUGAGUCAAGUGAGAAUUAUAAUGAUUUGGUGUACUUUUAAAAAAAUCUACGUUACUUUCUAAUUACUUAUACUAAUGUGUCUCUCUGUAUGUAUUUUUGAGAAUUACAUAUAAACGCUAAUAUAUCUUAGGGAUUGACAUUUAGGUCUAACAUUCUAUAAAUCGAUGCCUGUAUUACAAAAGCGGACUUUCGGGAACUCCCCCCUGGUAGCAUUUACUAAUGUACAACACGGCUCUCCCAGCCCACUCCCCCCUUCCGCAUUUUAUUUACUCUGAGUUCAAGUACCGGUAAACCUUUUGUUACAUAGGCUUAUAAAUGUGAAUAUUGAAAACAUGCCCGUCAGCUGACAGAACAUUUUCUGAAGUGUGAAAUUUCAUAACAAUGGACAGCAUGAAUGACCCCUGAUAUCUAGGGCCGUCCUGUUAAAUCUCUCUCGCACUUGCUCAGCCACCUUCAUCUAACUCAGUGUCCCUUAACGACAACUUAUGUGCGAGCAAAGACAAUGGUAAACUAUGAAUGAUUUUGUCCGUCGAUAGAUUUUUUCCAAAAGCUGUUGUCCAGCAUAUGUUCUUUUCCCCGACUGGGAACACAUUGCAGAUGGACAUAUGCACCGUUGACAAAGACAUGCGCACGUUAAGGAUGCGAUAUUUUCAGUAAAUAGAAUUCGUCUAUUUUGGGCUAUAUUCGACAAUGAGUAUGCAGGUGACUUGUGAGUCCUACUGUCGACGGAACUCUUGCUCCCAUAAAAGACACGGAGACCACUUUAAUCGUUCAAUAGUUGAUAGGGCUGAUUCUUUCUGUAGCUGAUUCAGUCUAUAAAUGUGCAGAUGGCUGAGCAGAACGAUUUUAGCACUAAACUUUCUUGUACAGUAGGUGCAAGAAGUGGAUGCGACAUCUCCAGGUGCAGUAAUCACCCGGGCUUUCUGGACUGUCUUUUCUAUUAUGCAGCAGUGUUUUGUUGGCUUCGUUUUGCAUGGAACGUUUAUGAAAGGAGGAUCUCCACAGGGCUCGAUAUUGCGCCUAUUGUUACCAUGUGUUCAGGGUGUCUUUGAAGGGAUUUUUCUCAUCACCAGCAUUGGAAUCUGUCAUGCUUAUGCUCAACAAAAAAUAUUCUCUUGGACAAACGGUCGUUUGACAUUCUCACAUGUUCCGCCUAUGCGAGUACACGCAUGUCUCCUCGGCCUCUACACCAUUUUAAUACAGUGUUGGGCCUUGUCCUACCAUUUGAUAUUACGUGUUUUGUCUGAGCCUCGACGUAUGAAAGUGGUUCAGCAUUUUUUGCAUGAGGUAAAUAGACAUUGAGCGUUCACAUGUGUUCAUUAAAUAGUGUCAGGAGCACAGUCGCCUUGGAGACGUUUAUUCUUGUUUUGUUGACGAUGCCCCGCCCCGUCCAUUACAUGCUAGACAUUUGGCCAUCACUUGCGCUGACUCUUACACUUUGGGGCAGUGGGCUGUCAAGGUCAGAGAAAUGCUGGCCUUUCGCCACUGUCUUAAAUGAUGAAUUCGGCGUAAGGUUUUGGAGGAGUUGGUUGGUAUGUGACCCCAGUCAUUUUCUCAUUUAAAAUUAAAUAUAAAUUAAUUUACUAUUAUAAUUUUCUUUGUUUUUCUUUACAUAUUUUGUAGUGUCUUGAUGGCAGCUUUAAGACUGGACCCCGUCACAGUUUUGCUAGCUGACAAAAUUGUUGGGACAGAAGCAAAAUCAGAUGCUCAUCUUCAUUCUAAGCGUACGUGUAAAAUCCCUCUCUCAAUAAACCCUCAAUCUUUUCUCUGGAACCUGGUCCACUCUGUUUCUCUCAGUUUGUAUGUCUGUCUGUCGGCCUGUCUGUCUAUCUUUCUCUUUGUCUCUCUGUCUCUCUGUCUCUCUCUGUCUCUCUCUCUCUCUCUCUCUCUCUCUCUCUCUCUCUCUCUCUUUCAUUCUUUCUCUCUCUCUCUCCGUCUCUAUUAUGUAUCCAAAUGCCAAUCAAGUUAAAUUUAACAUUUUUCAUAAUAUUAAAUAAUGGCUGCGAAUAGCAUUUAGUCAAAAUGGACUCGGACACGCAGCGCCGCUACUCGGACCCGGGUGCCUUUAGGCUCAAUUCUAUUCGGAUGUCUUUGUGGUACCGGUAGUUUAUUUAAGUUAAACUAAAGAAGUAAGUUUACAAACAUAUUUUCCAUUCAAUUAUCUUUCAUUUGAUACCUCAUUUUGUCUUAAAACCUAACUAUAAUAAUUUUUUUUUUAUUUUAAACCCAACCUCUCACUUUUUGGACCCGGGUCCCAAUAGCCACUUCGUUAAAUAAUUUAAAUCUUUAUGACUAAGAUAUGAUAAGCAGAAUGCCCUUCUUUUGCAGCUGACCCACACUUACUAGAUGAGGACGUCAGGAGAGUACUACGUGCCCACUACGUAAACGGGGAAGGGUCGUCCACAACACUCUCUGAUAUCAGGCAAACCCUUAAGGAAGCUCACGUGUUUGGUGGACAAAAUGAAUGGGACAAUGAGACCCUUUUGGACUUCAUCUGGAAAGAUGAGUUUGUUGGAGUAGAAAUUGAGAAAGUUAAAAAACGAGAAGGCAAACAUGCAAAAAAAGUAAUGUAUCCUUUUCAGAGCAUUUAUUUGUCUAUCAUCAUUAGCUGCUUUAAUGUUUAAAAUUUAAUGAAUCAUAUUUUUAUUGCAGAUUUUCUUGUUCCGGGAUUUCCUUUUUUAUAACAUUGUUUUGUCUGUAUUUUCUUAGUCAAUUUAAAAUUGUAUUUUAGAAAGCAGAUUCACCCAAGAAUGCUAUUGAUCUUUGAAAGUGAUUUAUAAAUGGAAAAUAAUCCUUGACAAAAAUUGAAGCUAUCUGAAAAACAUUCGCAAGGCGGACCCAGUAGCUGACAUACCAAAAAAACCCCAACAACAAAGAGAGCAUGAAGGUUUACCAGCUGUUGAAACAUUACAAGGUGUUACGAACCCGGUUCUACACGAAGGUUCGAUGGCUUCGUUUGUCAGUUUAAUUUAAAUAACUUUACAAACCAUUGACUAUUAAUAUUAUAAUAAAGUAUCUUUAUUGACUAAAUCACAACUGCCAUUACUCCGAGAAAAAUACUACACAAUCAAUACUACGUCACAUCCCCUUUCGCGCAAUUCGCAAUACGUCACAAAAUAUCAAACAUUUAAUUACAACAUCUACCCAAAUGCUCUAUAAACAACACGCAAUCACACUAUACAUUCAAGUUCUUAACACAAGGUAUCGCUAUUUGAAAAAAUUUUAAUCGUACAAGCAAUCAUCUACUGACUAUGAUGCUUAAACUCACUGCCGACACUAAAGGAGGCGAUAUUUCUUGGCUUCAUUUAAAAUUUCUCAACAGUAGGAUCACCGUAUUUAUAAACUCUAAAAGCAAGGAAUGACGGUGUCAAUAUUUAUUUUCACCCAUACAUGCAAAAGCAAAUUAAAUAUUUACAUAUUGCAUACAUUUCUUUGAACUAGAGACCGACCGAAAGUGAUUUUCUGAUUUCGGCCGAAGCCGAAAAUAGGCCGAAAGUUUAAAAUGACUUUCGGCCGAAACCGAAAACAGGCCAAAAGUUUAAAAAUGACUUUCGGCUGAAACCGAAAAAAGGCCGAAAGUUAAAAAUGACUUUCGGCCGAAACCGAAAAUGAAAUAUUUAGAAAUUUUGAAAAUUCGUUCCCGCAUACAUUCUGCAUACAUUGAAAAUGAUGGGAGAAAGUAUUAACAUUUACAUUCUUUUUAUAAAAAAAUGAGAUAAUCGUGAAUAUUAAUAAAUAAACAUCUAAUAUAACAUCUUGUUGUUAAAGAUCAUUUAGUUUGUUCUUAAAGAUCGCUUAGUUUGUUGUUAAAGAUCGUUCAGUUUUUUUUGUAAAUGAUCGCUUUAUUUGUUCUUAAAGAUCGGUUAGUUUGUUCAUAAAGAUUGUUUAGUUUGUUGUUAAAAAUCACUUAUCUUUUGUUUAAAGAUCUUUUAGUUAGUUAUUAAAGAUCAUUUAGUUUGUUCAAAAAAGAUCUCUAAGUUUUUUCUUAAAGAUCGCUUAAUUUGUGUCAUUAAAAAAUCGUUUAGUUUGUUCAUAACGAUCUCUAAGUUUGUUAUUAAAGAUCAUUAAUUUUGUUCUUAAAUGUCGCUUAGUUUCUCUUAAAGAUCAUUCAGUUUUCUAUUAAAGAUAAUUUAGUUUGUUUGUAUAGAUCUUUUAGUUUGUUCUUAAAAAUCGCUUAUUUUGUUGUUGAAGAUCGAUAAAUUUUGUUCGUAAAGAUCGCUUAGUUUGUUCUUAUAGAUAAUUGAUUUUGUUCCUUAAGAUUGAUUAGUUUGUUUUUAAAGAUCUUUUAGUUUGUUCCGAAAAAAACAUUUAGUUUUCUGUUAAAGAUCGCUUAGUUUAUUAUUAUAAAUCAUUUAGUUUACUAUUAAAGAUCAUUUGUUUUGUUCACUUAGUUUUUUUCUUUAAGAUCAUUCAGGUUUUUUUUUAUUAAAGAUCGCUUAAUUUGUUCUUAAAGGUCGCUUUAUUUGUUUUUAAAGAUCACUUUAUUUUUUUUAAAGAUCGUUUAGUUUGUUCUUAAAGAUCGCUUAAUUUGUUCUUAAAGAUCGUUUAGUUUGUUCUUAAAUGUCGCUUAGUUUGUUGUUAAAUAUCGCUUUUGGUGAGAAUUAGAUGACCGAAAACCUCAGUCAUUUUGGAUGGCCGAAAGUCUAAGUCAAUUUCGGCCGAAACCGAAAAAAAACGAAAGUUAACUCUUCUCUUUCGGCCGAAACCGAAAUUAAGCCGAAAAUUAACUUUCAGUUUCGGGCGAAACCGAAACUUGGCCGAAAGUGAUAAAAUGGCCACUUUCGGCGCCGAAACCAAGCCGAAAUUCGGUCGGUCUCUACUUUGAACGCUAUUGAAAGAGAUUAAAAAAAACAUUUAAACUUUCCAAAAAUCAGUUUGGUAACUUUUAUGUUAUAUUAUAAUUAAAAUUAAGUUCAUAAUGUUUAUCACACAAUUUUGUUUAAACUUGUCUCUGGUAUAACAUUAUUUUUUAAUGAAAUUUUCUUGUUAGCAUGCUUCUUCCCUCCAUAAUACCCAUUAUUUAGUUCCCAAAUAAGGGCUCCCCAUUUGGAAAGUGGUGCUUCAUAAAGUAGAUCUUUAAACUUGCAAUAAAAUUUUUAACAAAUUUCUAUCCCAUAUUUUAUAGGUGCGAUUUCCUUGCCUACAGAUGUAAGAGACAUGACCCCAGAGAAUCUCAAACAAUACCUUUCCACGGUGUUCUCCCAACAAGAGUUACCCACACAAUCGCUGGACGUUCUCGAACAGCAAAAGGUGUCCGGACAAAUAUUUCUCUCCAUGAAAGAAGACGACUUUGUAAAAGUUAUCCCAGAUGCUCCUUUCGGCGUCCACCGCUUCCUAACGAUUUUUAUUUCAAAAAUUGUCGCGCGCGUUGAAACUCACCCGGAGCAACUUCGCAAAUUUGACCGGGAACUACGGCCAUCUGAUAAAUACAGCAAAGGUCAUUGCGUGGAGGUCAGCGUUAACGUCCUAGGGAAGAAAACAACUCCAGUUAGAAAUUUCCAUCUUGUCGAGCAGCCGGACAAAGAUAAGGCUUACGAAUUCAUAGGCUCUGAAGUGAUUCCGUUCGCCUCGGCCUGUCUAAACGAUCGAAGAAACGGAACGAUUUAUUUCGGCAUCAGCCCUUGUGCGACUCGGGAGGUCAAGGCCGGGGAAAUAGUCGGGGUUGCUCUUUCAAAGGAGGAAGUGCACGCAGAAUUGAGGGAUUUCAUAACAAAAUGUUUUCUUGAAAAUCAAAUGGAUAUUAUCAAAGGUUCUGUUCGCGAGGCUUGCUUCGUUCCCGUGACUGGUACAUCAGAUUCGAACACGUCGGUAAUAGAAGUGGAUAUUGUGCCGUCCAGCUACGUUCUUGAAGAAGACGUGGUCCGAACAAAACUGGUGCCUCUGCCAAUAUAUUAUAAAAAGUUCAAGCUCAAAGAAGCAGUUUUCAGAUUUUCUGAUGAAGGUUUCCCUAAAAUUGUACCAGCUGAAGAAAUGUACGACUUCGAACGAAACAAAUCAAGAAUGAUCGAGCAGAGGAAGCAGGAAGAAUUACAAAAACCUUUAGAGCCCAUGCCAAAUUUAAAAGUUCGUUUGUUGAAUCUGCUGACAGGAGGCACCGACGUGAUCCAGGACACGAUAUACCCGUUCGUGAUGCUUAGCCCCAUCGACGAUCACAUGAACCAAGAUUAUCUCACCAACAAUGUACCAUUCAUCAAGCAUUUGAAUCCCGAAAUAGUCUUUGAUUUUGAUGAGAAAGGGUCGACAGAUGGUAUAUACAAGAACCUAGACAGCAAGCAGGAAGAGGGCAUGCGAGUACUCACAAUCGAAAAUUUUGAUCAAACUAAAACCAAACAUGAGGAGUUCGAAGAAUUAAUUGAAGGGUUGGCCUGUGAAAAUAGAAUUUCCUGGCAAUUCUGUAAUGGAUAUCAAGAAAUGUCUAUUGAAGCCAUGGACCCCAUAGACUGGAACCUCAAGAGAAGCAGCGCUUUUCAGCAAUCCCUGAAGAGCUUUAUGGAUAAUUUUGAUAAAGAUAGAAUCAUUUUCAUCAUCUGUUUGUUCUCCAAAACGUACAAGGCGAUGAUUGAAGCUUGUGAUGAAGUCCUAAGGAAGCUUCCUCAGAGUUGGAUGGUUCUCGCUGAAACUGAAGAAAUUGCACAAUUUUUGCAGGAUCAAAUGUUGAACAGAAAUAGGGUAAAAAAAGAAGACCUCGCCGGGAGAUGUGUUAUCGGUAUGCCAUGGGAACAAGUCAACGCCAUUAUUUGCAAAGCAACACAGAAAACUACCAGCUCAGAGUGUUGUUUACCUUGUUCGAGUGGAGGUUUUGUCCCCGUAGGUCCUAAGAAGCUCAAAGAUUGGUGUGAUAUCAACGUGUUAUCAUCU
Lymnaea stagnalis (great pond snail) is the source of this 13227-nucleotide messenger RNA. The record is from the annotation of a GenBank genome assembly. NCBI's taxonomy places the organism in Eukaryota, Metazoa, Mollusca, Gastropoda, Lymnaeidae.